Rana temporaria (common frog) is the source of this 2353-nucleotide messenger RNA. It is a transcript of the gene CCDC15, whose product is annotated as coiled-coil domain containing 15. The coding region runs from base 120 to 1541 and encodes 473 amino acids. The transcript has 10 exons. The record is from RefSeq and is a predicted model, not a curated record. Gene Ontology annotation, cellular component: centrosome. Lineage: Eukaryota; Metazoa; Chordata; Amphibia; Anura; Ranidae.
UGUGAAUGGACCAAUACCCUCCAGCCAGUCAGGUGACUUCUCUACUCUCGCCGGAAGUCGGGCGCUGUUGCUGUGGGAACCUGUAGACGCGGCCGUUUGAAAGUGUGUGUGUAGGGAAGAUGGCGCCGCCUGCAGCCUCUGCUCUGAGGAAGAGUCCGGAGCGAGGGAGACGACACAGCCGGCUGGUGGUGAACCAGGCUGUACUGGCCGAGAGGAACCCGGGGGCUGUGGCCGCUGUGGGGGCCUGGAUAGAGGCGGGUGAGGGGGGCAUCCCCAGCAGGGCCCUGAUAUCUGCAGAAGAAGUUGAAGAACAAAUAAUUCAGUAUCAGCUGGAAAAAGAGCAGAGACUGAUCCGUUUUCAGGGGGAAGUGAAGCGAAGGGUUAAUCAGCACGCCAAACAGCAGAAACGACUCCAGCUACAGAAAUCAUACGAUGUGUUGGCACGAGAGGGUCAUAUCGUCAAGCAGUCUUCAGACGCUGCCAUGCACCUCACUCCAAAGAGAAACACCUGUACUUACCGUAACACACAAGUCGCCAUCGGCAGUCCUCGCAUCCGUUGUGUCUCGGCACAGAAGAUCGGAGACAACGAGGAGCAAGCAGAUGAAAAUGGAAACCGUUUAUUUAAAGAGCAUUCCAAAACUCUAAAGGAAACGAUGAGACAGGUCCGUGGCCGUCUGGCAGCUAUGAAAACUGUGGAGAGUGAGGAGUUAACCCUGCCUGGGGGCCUUUGGAAGGUUUCCCCCACCAGAGAUAAUCCCAUAUCCCGGAGAUCUCCUGUUCUUCAUCAACCACAUGCAGAGGAAGACCGGCGGUCCCUUCUGAGGGGGUAUCAUGACCUGCCAGUGGAGCUGCUUGUUCCAGAGCAAGAGGGGCAGACAGAGAACGGAAUGGGGUCUGGGAAGUUGAUAUGUAAUCGUCUAAUGAAGGCAUCUUAUCCCGCUGGUCCGGCGCCAGCGUUUAACACAGAUUACCGAGCUGCUCUUGUACUUCGCCCAGGAGCUGAUGAAGAGGAAAACCGAAAACAAAGACAAAACCAGUACUUGAUGUACAGGCGGCUUUUCAUGGACAUUGAGCGGGAACAAGUGAAGGAAACGCAAAGACAGAGGGAGCACGACAGGAAAAUAUCGAAAAUGAAAAGAGAAAGAGAGACUGAGCGCCUAAUAGAGGAGGAGAGACUUCGCACCACAGCUCAACCCGGCCUGGAAAAUCAGACCUUUGAGGUGGAGUUAAUGAAGGCGCAAGAGAGGAAUUUGGAGCAUCGAGAGAGGGCACAGAAAAUGAGAGAGUAUAACCGCUACGUUGAAGCUCUGCGGGCUCAAAUGAAGGACAAGAUGCUGCUGCAUAAUGUCGAAUUGCCACCGUUGUGUUGCUGCGGUUCCGAUUUCUGGGACGCUCAUCCAGACACCUGUGCCAAUAACUGUAUUUUCUACAAGAACCCCAAAGCGUACACCCGAGCCUUACAGUCGGUGCUGUCAUCGCGUGACACGUGGGAUGGGGGCUCACGAUUUGGAUUUGGUAACAUCGGCAUUGGUAGACCUUGACCAGACGGACUAAGAUAUGAGUGUGUGUGCUCAAUAAUUUAAAUUAUUUAUGGAGUGAUCUGAUGUUCCAUAUAUUGACUGAGCACAAGUAAUCUGAACACCUCCAGCUUUGGUACUGCAUACCCAAGAAGAAUCCUGUAUACCAGACCAUUUGUCGUGUGGUUGUUGAUGGACAGAUCCCUCUCCCAGGUUUGUAUGUGUCUCACCAGAGAUGGAGCUCCCGGGGCAUUUCCACGGUCGUCCUAUUCAUCCCAGCGUUAACUUUUAAGUGUCAUCUCAAACUCUAUUCUGGAAAUGCCUGCCUACAGACUGAAGACUGUUGCCUGGUCACGAUAAAGAGAAAUGUAAAACUUUUGGAUAACUGUAGAAAUACCAUCUGGCUGCAAUGGAAAGAGAAAAUAAAAUUGAAGAGGUUCCUGUUAUGAGUAGUUACAGAAACUCUGCCUGCUGCAGCAAUGAGACUUUAUUCAACAGAUAUAUGUUUGUGACACCAUGAAUCUCCAAAAAUGGGUACAAAGCUUUAUUCAGCGAUCAUAUUAUUACUGCAUCAAUUGGGAGCCUCGCAUGACCCCUUCAUAAGGCAUGAUGAGAGGGUCCUGUGAAGCUCCAAAACGUUGAUGUAACAAUCCGAUCGCUGAAUAAAGCUUUGUACCCAUUUCUCGCUCUGAUUGCUCACGAUUCCAAUCGGUGGUCGCUUCAACACUCACUUUAUACAAACAGGAACUUGUGCAUUGGGAAUAGUGCAUUUAAAAACACAUCAAACACGCAUUUUGGAGUAACUUUUACCGCUCAUUAAAAGCUUAUCAAACUUG